ACUGUGUUGUGAGCGGAUUUUCAGCGCUUAUAUGUUUUUAAACUUGUCUUAAAAUUUUGUGGUACUUCUACGUUUCUGCGCUUUUGUAAAUGUAGAUCGUAUGUUUCGUCAUUUGAUUAAAGCGUUUGAAGACUUUGCAGCGCGCUGACACCAAUCGGCCACCGUAGCUUAGCAACCGAAUCAUAACAAUUCUUUUCCGUUUAGAGUUUUCAUUUGAACAUUUAAAGCAGCUCAGACUUGCAGUUUAUCAGCAAGAGAGAAGACGCGAAAGAUGUCCAUCGUGAAAACCACCGUGAAUCUCCAGAGGAUUGACUGGCUGCUGCCGAAAGGUGCAGUCAGUGUGCGGAUCGCCCCGGAAUACAUCCCCGGUCCAGUUGGCCGAGGACAAACCAGUUCCAGUGAUGCUGGCCGUCGGAAGAAGUGCCGCACCAGGCCGCCGGCAGCCAGCUCCCUGACCACGUCUGCCUCUCCUGGAUCUGCUGCCAUCCCGGUGGCAACCAGCAGGGGUCAGCAGGGCACAGGCCGCCGUAGAAAUACGGCGGGAGGCCGGUCAGGGCGAAGAAGGAGGUAUGACCAACAGAAGGGGUUAGAGCCUAAGCCCAGCUCACCAACCUUCUCCUCCUCUUCAUUUUUAUUUCCGUCUUCAGCCCCCUCCCCUUUUGUUUCAUCCCCAUUUCUUUUUAUGGGCUCCUCUGUUUUAUCCCCACACUUAGUCACACCUGUUAGCCCAGCUCCACAUCCAUAUUCAGCUCCAGGCCUGGUUCAUCUGACCCAUCUGCUUCAGGCUCCAGCACAGGCUGUAGCCGCCUCAUCUAACCUGGAAAAAUUCUAUUGGUUGUAUAACUAUUAUGUAACCAAGUACUCUAAAAUGACCUAUGACGCCAAGUGCUUUACUGAGUACUGGUGUCAGGAGUUUUGGAACAGACAUUUAAAUGAAAUUAACUUAGCGAAACAGGGGAAGAAUGAGGAUAAUGAGGGUACUCAUUCAACCAAGAGGCGUAGGAUUGAUGAAGAUGAGUUCAUCUUUCCUAUUGAUGCACUGGAGCAGCUAAGUACCAUGCCCAGUGCUCAGGAGAUGGGUGUGGAGAUGGGCUAUCAGUCAGAUGCACAUAGCUACAUUUCCCUGUAGAUUCAGCACAUAAUUACACGAGAGUUGUCAUACAUACUUAGGAUAAGAUAAAAUUAGGAUAUGUUACCAUGUAGUUCUAUAACAUAAGGUACUAUAGGAUAAGAUUAAGAUAGGAUAAGGUUAAGAUUGUAUAGAAUAAGAUUAAGAUAGUCUUAACUUGUAUGCCAUUUUAUGUUUUACAAAGACAUGAUAAAUUACCAUAGGUUUAGGAUAAGAUUAUAUAAGAUAGGAUUGCAUAGCAUAAGAUAAGAAAGAUAGGAUAAGAUAACAUAGAAUAAAAUUAAGAUUGUACAACAUAGGAUUAGAUUAAUUAUAAAUAAAGCAGUCCUCCUUAGAGGGGGGGUGGUGGAGGGAAUAUUUAAGAAAUAAAAAUA
Molecule: messenger RNA, 1503 nt
Organism: Brienomyrus brachyistius
Lineage: Eukaryota; Metazoa; Chordata; Actinopteri; Osteoglossiformes; Mormyridae
Exons: 2
Coding region: 272-1129 (285 amino acids)
Source: RefSeq, a predicted model, not a curated record